GCUUAGGGUUAUUAGAACAGCUGGCACUUAAGAAGGUUCUUCCGGUACAUAGCAGAAUAAGCUGGUGGCAAGUGUUAGAGAUUGGUGGUUAGGGAGUUAGUGGUUAUAGGGGUUAGUAGUUAGCAAAUAGGGUAGGGGGGAUUUUUCCCUAGCAUCGAAUAGCUUUGUUUUAUUCACCGAGAUUUUAAAGAUCAGCCAACUAAACCAAGCAUGGGUCCAUCUAAAGGAGAUGCAGAGUUUCGCCACCAACGCUCGUUUGAAUACGGGGUUAGAGGUAAAAAGGGAAAAGCUCCAACUUGUAGAGGUUGUCAAACAAGGAUAGAAACAGGGAAUGGGAGAAUUACCAUAUCGUUCCCAAACAGUGACAGUGAUGCAAACAAAACUCACCCUUACACGAAUUAUUAUCAUAUACCAUGUGUAUUCCUGAAAUUACACAGAGAAACCGAAAGGAACGAUAAUUACAGAUACAUAAAUUCGAUAAGGGAUAUACGGAAUUGCGAUUCGCCAAAUGAGUCUGACUGUGGCCUUAUAAACGAGCUUAUUAUGGAUGUUGAUGGAAAAGGAAAACUGAAAGAAUCGCGUAAAUGGAAACAAUGGAGAGAGCAAAAGAAAAGUUCAAGUCAAGCAUCAGCGUCAAACAAUGGAGACAAAAAAGGAAGCAGAAAACGAAGCAAUUCAAAAAUAAGCAAUGAAAUAGCUUCAAAAACAUCAUCAAUGAAUUCUAAAAUAAGAAAAGCUUGUUUCCAGUUGCAGAUCAAACCAGAGGUUCAAAAUGAAGACCCGCUGGAGAAAGAAAAAUUCCCUCCUACAGAGAUACGGGAGUAUAAAGCAGAUGAACUUGAAACUGUUCGUGGCAUCCUUGGAAGUGGUGGAUUUGCAACAGUACGUCUUGUGUUUCACAAGUCGUUUGGAAUGUAUGCGAUCAAGUGUAUGAAGUCUUCCAAGAAGGAAUGGGAAAACAUGGAAAGGGAAAUUAAGUUGCUUGAGGUUGGAAGACACGACAACGUGUUAUGCUUGAGGGGUUAUACAGUAUGGACGAGGUCUUGUGGGAUUAUCAUUGACUACAUGCAAGGUGGUGAUCUUAAAAGUCUUCUUGAAAUGGAGAACAUUCAAAACAUCAAGCCUUCUCUUAAACUGAGGUUCAUGUCGCAUGCUGCAAGUGGAAUAAGAUUUUUGCAUAAUGCACAAGAGAGAAAGAGGAUUGUUCAUCAUGACCUGAAGCCAGAAAACUUCCUUUUGGAUCAAAAUCUUAAACUAGUGAUCAGUGAUUUUGGUGGUUCGGUGUUGGGGACAAAGACAAUUGGUAUGGCUGGCAGAACAAGAGGAAAAGAAAAUCUGCACCACACGCCUAUAUAUACGGCACCAGAAUUGUUUGAUACCUUUCUUAAAACAAAAUCCAACUCAAGUUCUGAUGUUUACAGUUUUGCAAUUUGCAUUCAUGCUACACUAACACGCACUAUGCCUGAACUUGGAAAGUUAACGGCAAAGGAAUUCCAAGAAAAAGUGAAGCAAGGGGAUCGACCGCAUCUUGGAGAUAUUGGCGCUUUGAAGCAAAAUCUUGAGGAAGAUAAAGUUGAAUGGGAGAAUGUUCAAUGUCUCGAGAAAAUUAUGAUAGAGUGUUGGGAUAAGGAACCAAGUGCGAGGCCGAACAUGGUUGACGUGGAUGACCGCUUGAUGAAACAGCUUGACUUUAAUAAAGACGUCCAAGAGCACGCUAAUGAAGUUUACAGGAUGAUGGCGCUCAAUUCUCAGUCACAGUCUACCCAGGAACAGCGUUACCCCCUAACAGAUUUUCGCUUUCCAUUUAAAGAUCCUGAAAAAAAGAAGAAGAAAUAAAAAUAGUUUUUAUUUUGUGAUGACAAAAUAGUUAUUUUUAUGGUUAAUUUGUUGUGUAAAAGUGUAUAAGUGAGGCAAUGCUGUAAUUUAUAAUACUCGAUUUAUAAUCAGUUAUAAUCUUGCAGUAUCAUUUGUAAGUAUCUGCUUAUUUUAAUCAACAGUGAACUUUUAAAUCAUCUUUAAUUAAAUUGCUGUAGAGUUGUCAUGUACCUUCAAACGUUUUUGCUUUUAAUAAUUCCUAUAUGUUCCUAUUUUGCUUUAUAUAUGCACCUAACUCUUCACUGCUGAGUGUAAUUCUAGUUUGAAAUAAAUCCUUUGUCGCGACAGUCUACGUCACAUGUAACGUUUAUGACGUGUGUAUACAUUGUGUGUUGUAACUGAGAGUAAAAAUACGAAAUAUUGU
Molecule: messenger RNA, 2239 nt
Organism: Ciona intestinalis (vase tunicate)
Lineage: Eukaryota; Metazoa; Chordata; Ascidiacea; Phlebobranchia; Cionidae
Source: RefSeq, a predicted model, not a curated record